AUGGCGAAAAAUACCGAUGCUGGAGAUUGGGAAGAUUUGCGUAAGCAAGCACGACAUGUCGAAAAUGAAAUAGAUGCCAAGUUGGUGGCUUACAGUAAAUUAGGAAUUAAUGCUGGAUCCAGUCAUGCUAGUGCUGACACAGUACCGUUGCUGGAUGAAGAUCAUGUCUUUGAAAAUAUGACAUCAGAAAUUGAAUCACUUUUAGCCAAACUUAUGACGAUCAACGACAAAAUGAGUGGAAUUCAAGCCAAUGGUGCAGCUAUGCUUCAUACGAUGCAAAGACAUAAAGAAAUCUUAAAAGAUUAUAAACUUGAAUUUAGUAAAAUACAAAAUAAUUUCGCCAGUAGAAAAGAUCGAGAAGAUUUAUUGGGGAGUGUAAGAAAAGAAAUCGACAGCUAUAAAAAUGCAAGUGGUUUAAAUCGGAGAGACAUGUAUUUGAAGGAAAAUCAACACGUACACAACUCUGAUCGACUAAUUAAUGAUCAAAUAAGUAUUGCGAUUGAGACUCGAGAUCAUUUAGUAUCACAACGACAGACAUUCAAAAAAAUUCAAACCCGAUUUAAUGAUCUUAGCAAUCGCUUUCCCAUGGUCAACAGUCUUGUACAAAGGAUAAAUAUACGAAAAAGACGUGAUUCCCUGAUCCUAGGUCUUCUUAUUGGAUUCUGCACAUUUUUGAUGCUUCUCUAUGCUUUCCAUUAA
Messenger RNA from Cotesia congregata, 699 nucleotides. The record is from the annotation of a GenBank genome assembly. Lineage: Eukaryota; Metazoa; Arthropoda; Insecta; Hymenoptera; Braconidae.